Messenger RNA from Diospyros lotus (date-plum), 2530 nucleotides. Its product is annotated as transcription factor MYB3R-5. Gene Ontology annotation, molecular function: RNA polymerase II cis-regulatory region sequence-specific DNA binding; DNA-binding transcription factor activity, RNA polymerase II-specific. Gene Ontology annotation, cellular component: nucleus. The transcript has 9 exons. The record is from RefSeq and is a predicted model, not a curated record. Lineage: Eukaryota; Viridiplantae; Streptophyta; Magnoliopsida; Ericales; Ebenaceae. The coding region runs from base 129 to 1832 and encodes 567 amino acids. Gene Ontology annotation, biological process: regulation of DNA-templated transcription.
GGCUUUCAACGGGCAAAGGGACUCUCUCUCUCUCCCCCCUUCCCCCCCCCCCCCCCUCUCUCUCUCCCUCUCCCUCCACACAUCUAAGGUUUCUUCGGCUUCAAGGUGAUGAAACUCUCCAGGACUCGAUGAGCUUGACUUCUAUUCCCGCCACUUAUCAGCCAGCGGAGGUGAUGGCUGAGGUGAAAACAAACGAGCCUUGUCUUGAGAACAAACAAUCUGUAGCUGCAUCAAGUUCUUCUCUUUCUGAAGGUAGUGGCAGUGCUACGCUGAAGUCACCAGGGAUAUGCAGCCCCACUCCCACAUCGCCAUCUCAUCGGAGAACCACUGGACCUAUUAGGCGAGCAAAGGGGGGUUGGACUGCAGAGGAGGAUGAUACACUGAAAAGAGCUGUUGCAGUUUUCAGGGGGAAAUGCUGGAAGAAAAUAGCUGAAUACUUUCCUGAUAGAUCAGAAGUGCAAUGUCUUCAUCGAUGGCAGAAGGUUCUCAAUCCUGAACUUGUUAAGGGGCCAUGGACGCCAGAGGAGGAUAAUCAAAUCAUCAAGCUGGUAUUAAAAUAUGGGCCAACAAAGUGGUCUGUCAUAGCAAAAGCUUUGCCAGGUCGUAUAGGGAAACAAUGUCGUGAAAGGUGGCACAAUCAUUUGAAUCCAGAUAUAAAAAAAGAUGCUUGGACAUUGGAGGAAGAAUUAGCACUCAUGAGUGCGCACCGGACACAUGGGAACAAAUGGGCUGAAAUAGCUAAAGUUCUACCUGGAAGGACUGAUAAUGCAAUUAAGAAUCAUUGGAAUAGUUCUUUAAAGAAGAAAUUGGAUUUCUACUUGGCUACUGGAAACCUUCCACCUGUUGCAAAAUCCCAGAAUGUGCUGAAAGAGACAAGUGGAGCUGCUUCAACUGAACAAGUGCCUGUAUUUCCAAAUAAAGAACCAGAGACAACUGCCCAGACUUCAUCAGGAACUACAGAUGCCUGUAAAAUUGAAGAUGAUAGCAAAGAUCUGGAGUCCUCAACACAAUUCCAAGAUAUGGUUGCUUCUGCAAUUGCCCCAGCAAAUGACUCAGUUGAUUCUGAUGUUAAAGUCUAUCCACUGUUAUUGGAUACAGAUCUUAGUAGUAGCCAUCCAAAUACGGUGCAGAAGUUUGAGAGAUCGAGCAAUGACAUUGACCAAGACAAAGCAAUAGGAACAUCACCACAACUUGAAAUUCCAUCAUGUGGUUUAUUGUACUAUAAGCCACCCCAGCUAGAAAGCUUACCAUGGGAUUCGAAUCAUUUGAAUUUGUCUUGGACGAAGGAAGAAUCUAUCUCUAGUCAAACUUCAUCACCUAUUAGUUUGUUCACGCCACCUUGUGUGAAGGGUGUUGGUUUUAUUAGGCAGAGUCCAGAAUCAAUAUUGAAAAUGGCUGCCAAGAGUUUUCCCAAUACUCCCUCUAUAUUACGCAAGAGAAAGGCAGAAGCUCAAUCACCUCUGCCAUUGAAGAAAAUUGAGAAGGUUAAUGGGGAAGCAAUCAGUGACGGGUCCCAUACUCCGGAUGGCCGAGAACAAUCUACAAAUACUUUGGAGGAUUCUGGGUUGCGAGAUGGUAGUUUGUGUGGGAGUCCUGCUUGCCUUGUAAAUGAUACCACUGGGCAAUGUAAUGGUAAAGCUUUUAAUGUAUCUCCACCUUAUCGGUUAAGAUCAAAGCGAACAGCAGUUUUCAAGUCUGUGGAAAAGCAACUUGAGUUUACAUUUGACAAAGUGUACAAAGGUGGUGAUGACAACAGAUCUUUGAAUUCAAAUGUGAAAGGAAAUACUCCUUCAACAAGAGGUUCCCGUGCAUCAAAGAUGGGUGUGACCUAGAUUAUAAACUGAUGUGAAGGCUAGGAUUCAUCUGAACUUAGCCAAAUUUUGCUGAGAAACAGCUCUGUGCCUGAGCAGACUCUGUAAACUCCACGAUUCGUGAUGAAACCAUCACAAAGAAGAAAAUCAUGCUCUAUCAGUAGUGUAGCAUCGCGAGUAAGUUAUCAUCAUACAUUACUCAUAAGUUCAGAGGCUUUGGAUUCGUCGUCAUCUGUGUAUGUGAAGAAUAAGGUGCGAUGAUUCGCAUUGGACCCAAGAAGGAAUAUGUCUAUAUUACCAUGGUUCUGUACAGAAACCCCCCAAAAGAAGGGCUUCAGAAAGCAUGAUCUUAGACUGGAAGUAUAGUUCUUUUUUCCAUUGACCUUCCUUGCUUUAAAUGUAGUCUCAUGAAGUACAAGGUCAUAGUUAACUGCUAAUUUUGUUGCUGGAAUCCCUUGAAUAUUUAUCAGACCAGGGAUACUUUAUAGAAUCAACAUUUUCUGUUGGUAGCUAAUUGUUUUAGACAACUUGGAGGUGUAAAGGAUUUGCUCUCUUCUUAGGUUUUUAUAUUUUUUCUUUGGGAGUUUUUUUUUUUGGAUAAAUAAAAUUAUCACUUGACUUCUUAGGGAGGGAGCAACUGAGGCUAUAACUCCUGUACGAUUUGGUUAGCAAGUACUUGUCUUUUAUCUUAUAAAUUUGUUUCUACAGUUGAAUUUGGA